AUGCCUGCCCUCUAUUUUCAGAUUAUGUACACAAUAGACGGCAAUGACUCACUCAAGCAAAUAAUCAGACGGACACCCUUGUCAGAUGAUGAAGAUGAAAAACCAGGACCUUCAUCAGAACUUCCAAGUCCACAGUACAUUUGCGGUGAUUGCUACUCGUCAACGGAGUUGGUAGACAGAUGGGCGCACGGAGCUUUGCAGAACAUGUUGGGAGAGGCACUCAAUGCUUGGAGAAGAUGUGGGGGUGUAUUUGAUGAAACUGGUAUAUUUCUGGCUCUUUGUUACCACGGUAUCUCCCUCGUUGUUGCGGAUAUCAUGCAGAGUGGGGAACUAGGCAAGUAUCCUCUGGCUGUUGUCGCAAUACUGCCGGACGUGUUUGGUGAAGGUCUUGCAGGCAGCUUUGACAUUAACUGCAAGUUCAAGACUACCCUUUGGAACAGCCCUCUUGGUCCACAAGCCUGCACACUUAACCACACAUGUCUAGUAGGGACAUUUCAUGGACACGCUCACAGACGCCUCUGUCAGCUCAAUCACCUGGCAAUGUAUGUUGAAGGUCUAGGCCUAGAGGACUUGGAGGGAUGCAAGUGUGCAUUCUCCAAGUCCAAUGCCUUGGCAUUGUCUGUGCAAUAUGCCAGCAUUUUCCACCAAAAACAAGCCAUCAAUACUUAUUUUGAGCACAAUGACUUGUUUGAAGUCUAUUAUAAUUUAUCUAUGUUCCUAUACAACAACUACAAGCAAGCAUUGGACAUCCUUGCCACUGGACCGGUUAAUCUUGCAAAAGCUAUGCAAGAGCUUCAAAUUGUUGAGAAAGGGAUGUUUGAGAGCUGGCUCCAGGAGGAAGAAACUUACCUAACCAGUCUAUGCAAGGAGCAGGUGGAAGAGACACAUCAAAUGGAGUACUGGCAGAAGCUCGCCAAACUCACAACCAGCGAGGAUGAAAAACAGGCUCUGGCGGCCGCAACUAAUAUAUUCUCUUCACAGACUCCCACAACACUAGCUACGCCGAGGGCAAAUCCAACACAAAGGACAGAAACAGCCCAUUGUCAUGCACAAGAAAAAUACGAGAAGAUCUUGGAGGCUGUACAAGCAAUAGAAAUGGGUUAUGCUCUACACAAGCAUAUUGGCAAGGUCUUGCAAGCACAAUCAGCGGCUAUCUGGACAGCACUGGAUCACUAUAACGCCGCUGCAAAGGCCCUGCAACCACCCUGUUGUACCCUGGAUUGGAAGCAGGUUGUGGAGUAUGCAUUUCUUGUAGACUUUGACCUCCUGCGUGAUGCGCAGCAGGAUAUAUUAUCCAGGCCAUGGGCAACUCUGGCCAGCCGUCUUGCAAUGAAUGAGUACUUUAAGAUUAGCAGCACCCAUGAAGAAAUCAAGCAUCUCAAUGUUGAGAUCAGGCGAUUUGCGAUGUACCUGCAUGAUGAAGACAUAUACUUAUGUGCAUGUGAAAAACAACCCACCAAAUCAAUAUACACCGGAGGGAGCAGGGGCGCUUCAAUGCACACCAUGUAUCCCGGUUGGUGGAAAUCUCAUGGCUACCAGGCUUCAGCGGCACCAUACAUCCUGCACUCCUUCGGUGCACAUCCCCUCAGUGACGGCUGGUGGUGGUUCUACGGUUGGGGGGAAAUGGCCCAGGCAGCUGACAGUCAAGAAGACCUUGAGGACGGAGAAGAGGUCGAGGAGGACACUAUCAAAAUCUCAGCGGCCUUUGAACAUAUCGUACACAUAUCUGGCAAUGGCUGA
Messenger RNA from Serpula lacrymans var. lacrymans S7.9, 1740 nucleotides. RefSeq lists its product as uncharacterized. The transcript is spliced from 10 exons. The coding region runs from base 1 to 1740 and encodes 579 amino acids. Lineage: Eukaryota; Fungi; Basidiomycota; Agaricomycetes; Boletales; Serpulaceae. The record is from RefSeq and is a predicted model, not a curated record.